Molecule: messenger RNA, 3491 nt
Organism: Nannospalax galili (Upper Galilee mountains blind mole rat)
Lineage: Eukaryota; Metazoa; Chordata; Mammalia; Rodentia; Spalacidae
Gene: Cdyl
Product: chromodomain Y like
Exons: 7
Coding region: 411-2045 (544 amino acids)
Cellular component (GO): nucleus
Molecular function (GO): transcription corepressor activity
Source: RefSeq, a predicted model, not a curated record
GGGCAUGCUCAGUAGCCGGGGCAGGUUUUUUGGUCGCAAGUAGGAAGCUUCUUGCACUACACCGGAGAGGGGGAGCCGCGGAUCCCGCCGUGCCGCCCGCACCGCCGCCGCGCCCGGUCCAGCCUGCCCGGCCCCCGGCGGGCGCAAUGAGCCCGCGUCCUAGUAGCCGCCGGUCCGCCAGGCACUGAGCGCGAGCGCCCUGGGCGCGUUGCGCAGCUGCUCCUGCGCACAACCCCGCCGCCGCCGGCCCGCACCGGCCGCCCAGUGCGAGAGGCUGGUCCGUGCACAGCGCUCGGCGCCGGGAGCAGAGCAGGAAGCGCAGGCCACGCAGGGACCCAAGUGGAACAAAGUGUCCGCAGCCGGGCGCCGCGCCCCGACCCCGCCGCGCCCGCGCCCCUCCACCGCCCACCAUGGCUUCCGAGGAGCUGUACGAGGUGGAAAGAAUUGUUGACAAAAGGAAAAACAAGAAAGGGAAGACGGAGUAUCUGGUGCGCUGGAAAGGCUACGACAGCGAGGACGACACGUGGGAACCAGAGCAGCACCUGGUGAACUGCGAGGAAUACAUCCAUGACUUCAACCGCCGCCACAGUGAGAGGCAGAAGGAGGGCGGCCUGGCCCGGGCCAGCAGGACCUCCCCCAGCAACGCCAGGAAGCAGAUCUCCAGGUCCACCCAUAGCAACCCAGCCAAGACUGCCCCUAAGGCGCUCGUGGUAGGCAAAGAUCAUGAGUCCAAAAACAGCCAGCUGCUGGCUGCCAGCCAGAAGUUCAGGAAAAACACAGCCCCAUCGCUUACAAACCGCAAGAACAUGGACCUCGCCAAGUCAGGGAUCAAGAUACUUGUGCCUAAGAGCCCCAUUAAGAGCAGGACCUCAGUGGAUGGCUUUCAGAGUGAGAGCCCCGAGAAGCUGGACCCCGUGGAGCAGGGUCCCGAGGACACAGUAGCACCAGAGGUGACUGCAGAGAAGCCUGUGGGAGCUUUGUUGGGCCCUGGUGCAGAACGAGCCAGGAUGGGGAGCAGACCCCGAAUACACCCACUAGUGCCUCAGGUGUCUGGCCCUGUGACUGCUGCCAUGGCCACAGGCUUAGCCAUUAAUGGAAAAGGUACAUCUCCGUUCAUGGAUGCACUAACAGCCAAUGGAACAGCCACCAUACAGACGUCUGUUACAGGAGUGACAGCCGGGAAAAGGAAAUUUAUUGACGACAGAAGAGACCAGCCUUUUGACAAGCGGUUGCGUUUCAGUGUGAGGCAGACAGAGAGUGCCUACAGAUACAGAGAUAUUGUCGUCAGGAAGCAAGAUGGUUUCACCCACAUCUUGUUAUCCACAAAAUCAUCAGAGAAUAACUCACUAAAUCCAGAGGUGAUGAAAGAGGUCCAGAGUGCUCUGAACACAGCUGCAGCCGACGACAGCAAACUGGUGCUGCUCAGUGCUGUGGGCAGCGUCUUCUGUUGCGGUCUUGACUUCAUUUAUUUUAUACGGCGCCUCACAGACGACAGGAAGAGAGAAAGCACGAAGAUGGCAGACGCUAUCAGAAACUUCGUGAAUACUUUCAUUCAGUUUAAGAAGCCUAUUAUUGUAGCAGUUAAUGGCCCAGCCAUUGGACUAGGAGCGUCCAUAUUGCCUCUUUGUGAUGUGGUUUGGGCUAACGAAAAGGCUUGGUUUCAAACACCCUAUACCACCUUCGGACAGAGUCCAGAUGGCUGCUCUACCGUUAUGUUUCCCAAGAUUAUGGGAGGACCAUCUGCCAAUGAAAUGUUGCUCAGUGGGCGGAAGCUGACUGCACAGGAGGCAUGUGGCAAGGGCCUGGUCUCCCAGGUGUUUUGGCCCGGGACCUUCACGCAGGAAGUCAUGGUUCGCAUCAAGGAGCUCGCCUCAUGUAACCCUGUUGUCCUGGAGGAAUCCAAAGCCCUGGUGCGCUGCAACAUGAAGAUGGAGUUGGAGCAGGCCAAUGAGAGAGAAUGUGAAGUGCUGAAGAAGAUCUGGGGCUCUGCCCAGGGCAUGGACUCCAUGUUAAAGUACUUGCAGAGGAAAAUCGAUGAGUUUUGAUUGGCAGGCUGCAUGUGGAUGACCCUGGAACUGGUCUGAGCGUGACAUCAAAGACCUCCCAGUGACCACAGUCCGUCCUCACAGUAGCUCAUGCUUGGAAUCAAGACUGGAAACAUCCAGGCUAUUUAUUACCAAGGAGUUUUUUAAGUACUGUAACUUUAAAAUAAAUAACUACAAAGCUCCUUUGUCCAAAUGUCAUUAUUGUAUACUCAUGUACACACAUAUAAAAUGUAAUGGUGAGCACUAGACUGCUCUUGGAAGCUCUAAUUUCUUUGGCCUGGUACUGUAAUUUUUUAUUUUUUUCCUUAAAAAAAAAGAAAAAAGGCUUUGUGUUUUAUUCAAUUUGGUUGAUAGCAAAGUUUGGAAUAAUGUUUUACUCAACCUUUUUUUUUUUUUUUUUUUUUUUUUGGUUUUAAAGGGGCCUGCCUCCCCUCCCUCCUUUACCCCAAACAGAGAUGCUGAAAUAGCUGAACAUUUUCCUGCGUCCAAGGAGGGAGGAACAAGUACCUCAGUGGUGGAGAAAUUGUACUCAGAAUUAAGGCCUGCCUUGUAGGAAAAGCAUUUCUGAUGAAAAAAAAAAAAAAAAUCCCAUCAUGCACUUGAGGUUCAUGCUGAGUUGCCAGCUGACUCUCCCUGUUUAAAGGUAUCCUAUUCUUUCUUACCCAGUUACAACAAAAAGAAAAAAAAAAAAACACUCUGCGAAGCUUACACUGCAGUGUUAGCCACUGAAUAGCUUGAGUUUGACUAGCUUAAGUUAUAAAUUAGUACUAGUGGUUUUAAAUAGUUUUUCUGGCCCUUUUGAAAUAUGACUGCAUAAGUACUGUGGCUGGGUGAGAAGUACUACUUUUUACAGUUUUGGUUUUCUAUCUGCAGAUACUAUGUAUUACACCAAAAAAGUAUUUUUAUGUUUGUAAAGUAUAAUUUUUAGGUUCACUUAGAAUAUAUUUUAUUUAAUAAGUUAAAAUCCUCUUGGCACACUAUUAAAUACAGAAACUCCUUUCAAAACAAAAAGAACUACCUUGUAUUCAACAUUUAAUGUUCUCAGUCUCAGCUUUUAUGUCUUUACUGUAUACUGAGCACAGUGUCAUGUCCACGAGUGCCCCUCACAAGGGGGACUGACUCCUGACUGCAGGUGCCUGUUAUUACUAGGCUUCUGGGCUUGUAGUCAUAUGAAUGUAUGAAGAGUGAAAUAAAUUGAAACCUUAUUUUUGUACAGUUUUGAAGUUUAUACUCGGAGCUGAUGCCUUCUCAGCCAUGAGAAAGGCUGUGCAGUGUGUAAAUCUGCCUUUACCGUGGAUGGAUUGGUACAGUAUUUUUGCAUCUGUGGGACCUACUUUUUCGUUUAGUAGUUUGAACUAUAUAUAAACUGUACAAUCUGUAAAGUUUUUAUAGAAUAAAUAUUCAGCUGUGAAAACUGGUUAAAUAAAACUAAUAUUUCUUAACACA